AAGCCAACAUGGAAGAUCCCGGAGGAGGAAUAUCGCCGAAGCGAGGGCCGUGUGGGGGUUCGGGUCUCAAGCCCGACGCUGACAGUCGGAAUCAUUCAUACAUUAGGUCUCAACCGGCCACCAAGAUGGAUUUCAUUGUUCUGACAGCACAUGGAGUCACCUGCAAGCAAGUCGCUAUGUCGAUGACUACAUCUUCAUGGCUCCUUCAGCCGCUCUUACAGAGGUCGUCGCAAGGCGUUUUCAGACGCGAUAGCUUGCCUCCCACGGCUGUCUCUGUUGUAGCUUCUGUGACACUAUUCUUCAUAUUGGCACUCGUUUGCGUGGCUUUAAGACUCUGGUCGAUAAGACUGAAGAUGAAGAGAUUGACGCUUGCACUAUCUGACUACGCCAUUCUGUUUGCUUCUGCUCUGGCAGCCGGGUAUCUAUCUCUUUCAUGGCUUGUUUCUGAGCGCGGUGGCCUAGGUCGUCCAGCGGCAGAUUUGACACUGUCAGAACAAAAACUGGCGAGGAAAGCGUUCAUCGUCGCAUGGUUUAUUCAAGGAUGGGCAAAUAGCUUCGUGCGUUUGUCCAUCUUGGCCUUCUUCAGGCAAAUCUUCCCCGGAAGGCGGUUUCGCACUGUCGUUACCAUCGUUCAGAUUGCUGUUAUCGCAUACCUCAUUGCUAUUACUAUCGGCUUUGCCGCUAUUUGCCAACCAUUUCAUCGCAACUUCGAUAUUACACCAGAACAGGUGGAAUACUGCGGUAACCAGUCUCUACAAUUUUUACUCAGCGCAAUCUUCAACCUCGCCCUCGAUCUCAUAAUAUUCACUCUUCCAAUGCCCAUACUGUGGAACCUGCAAAUGAAUACACGAAGGAAGGUCUCCUUAAUUUUUGUUUUUGGCCUGGGCCUGUUCGUUUGCUUCGCAACAGCGUGGCGUAUACACCAGGUUGUUUUCGUGUCUACUCCGAGUGCACAACGAGAGUUUUCGGCUUCUGUAGUUGGGGACGCAUUAUGGUCUGGACUUGAAAUCAACCUUGGGAUUAUCAACGCAUGUCUACCUCUCAUGCCCCCUGCGCUCCAACAGAUAUCCAAAGCUGUAUUGCCUAAAGCUCUUCAUUUCUCAAGGUGCAGAUCCACCAAGGAUUCGAAAUCGUCGCCCACCGACGAAAAGCGCGUAUCGAAUACCAUCCUAGACGACAACCAGAGAUGGACUCGUCUUCACAACCCAGAGGAGGAUGAUAAUGACUCUAUUGAUCGUUUGGGAGUCAAUACUUGGAUAGAUGCUCGUCCUAUGGGAAAUAAUCCCAAGGAUGAUAAUCUUCGGUUAUCAUUUCAUCUAGGGGUCGAUGAUUGGGAGGAGCAGCACGAUAUUCAGAAUCGUAGUAACAUUUAUAGGAUUUCAUUCGCGCAAGUUUGAAUAUGAAAUAACUUUUUACGUUAGCCACCAAAUCCGGAAUGUAGUAUCAUCUAAAGGCAUGAUUAUAGGAUUUCUUCUCUACGGCCUACACUACUCGCUUUUCCAUGUAGUAAAGGUUCACUAUUCGAGAUACAGAGUCAGC
Molecule: messenger RNA, 1539 nt
Organism: Xylaria bambusicola
Lineage: Eukaryota; Fungi; Ascomycota; Sordariomycetes; Xylariales; Xylariaceae
Exons: 4
Coding region: 9-1397 (462 amino acids)
Source: RefSeq, a predicted model, not a curated record